UCGAUAAGGCCUAUCAUGUGAAAUGAAAACAAUUCAGUUUGAUAACUUUUUCUUGUGAAAAUAUCCAAUUUUAGGCUUGAAAAUGCAUGACGCUUAUGAAGCAGGCACGAUUUUAGAGAGGCUCCCUUUGAAGAUCGAGUCAAUUGCCUGUUAUGAUGAAGUUCUCCUUGUUGGGACAAAAGAUGGGCCUCUUCUAAAAUACACAGUGAAGAAAAUUAGAAUAGGAGCUGAUGUCAAAUAUGAAGUAGCUCUGGAAAAAUCGUACAAAUCUUUUUCAAAGAAGCCAAUUCAACAGUUGUGUGCAGUUCCAGAGUUGUUUUUGCUAAUCAGUCUGUCAGACAGUGUCGUGAGUGUGCAUGAUCUGACGUCCUUUACCCCGAUCACAACACUUGCAAAGACUCGCGGAGCCUCCCUGUUUGCUACUCAUGUACAGAACCAUAUAUCUAUGAGUGGGGACAAGCAGACGACACUUAAGAUGUGUGUGGCCAACAGACGGAAAAUCCACCUUAUGUACUGGAAAAACAGAGAUUUCACUGAUAUGGAUGCAGAUCUGAGUGUAUAUGAUAUUCCAAGAUCGAUUGUCUGGUGUAAGGAAAAGCUGUGUGUCGGCUUCAAACGCGACUAUUAUAUACUGAAGGUUGGAACAGGAGAUCCGAAGGAGUUAUUUCCCUUAGGGAGCAAACAGCCCGAGCCUGUGAUAUCACCAUUCAAAGAUGAUGGUUUUAUUUUGGGUCGAGAUGACCAGUCUAUUUUUGUUGACAAUGAUGGUACUCCAACCAAAAAGCAUCCUGUGAAGUGGACAGACAUUCCUGUUUCCAUAGUCCAUGAAACGCCAUAUCUUAUAGCCUUGCUUUCAAAAGUGAUAGAAGUACGGACAAUAGAACCCCAUCUGAUGAUACAAAGCAUAAACCUUCAGAAUGCUCGCUGCAUUUGUCAGGGAAACGGACAGUUGUAUGUUGCAUCCAGCAAUCAUGUUUGGAGAUUAAGUGCCGUCCCAAUUUCAACCCAAAUACGUCAACUACUAGGCAAUAAGGAGUUUGAAUUGGCGCUGCAACUAGCAAACAUGACGGAUGAACCCGAGAGGGACAAGAAGGUUCGCAUUGACCACAUCCAGCAGUUGUAUGCUGUUAACCUGUUCUGUAAGAAGGAGUUUGAGAAAUCUAUGAACAUAUUCGUCAAACUUGAUACUGAUCCAUCCCAUGUGAUAGGGUUGUUUCCAAACUUGUUGCCGCCAGACUUCCGCAAAAGCCUGGAUUACCCAGAAAAACUGCCGGACCUGCAGGGAGGGGACCUAGAGAAGGGCCUUCUUGCACUCACUGACUACCUCAAUGAUAAAAAGCGUAUGUUGAACAAGGAGAAGGUAAUAUCUACAACGGCCAUCAAGGAGGGCAACAAGCUGGUCGUCUCCAAGGAGCAGCUCUCACAGAUUAUAGACACAACACUCAUGAAGUGUUACCUGCAGACAAACGAUGCACUGGUGGCAUCUCUGUUACGCUUGAAGGACAACAAGGUUCAUGUGGAGGAGGCCGAGAGGUCGCUGAAGAAAAAGGAAAAAUACAGCGAACUGAUCAUCCUCUAUGAAAAGAAAGGUCUCCAUGAGAAAGCAUUAAACACAUUGAUGAAGCAAGCAACCAGACCCAACUCCUUGUUACAUGGCUGUGAUAGAACUGUGCAAUAUUUACAACACCUAGGUCCUGAUCAUUUGAAGUUGAUAUUUGAAUAUGCUGAGUGGGUGAUCAGAGAAAAUCCAGAGGAAGGAAUAAAGAUUUUCACAGAAGAUCUUCCGGAGGUGGAGAAUCUUCCUAGGCAGCUGGUGCUUGAGUACCUAGAAAACAUUGACCGCAAUAACAAGGACCUGGCCAUCAAGUAUUUGGAACACGUGAUCUAUAUGUGGAAUGAUAAUAGUGAAGGGAUGCACAGUCGGUUUGCCCAUCUGCUGCGGGAGAAGGUCCAGAGAUAUAUGCCCGAGUACCUUGCCCAACUUCCAGAAGGCCACAUGCCGUGCAAGGCUGGGAAGGAGGUAGGAGAGCUUGGGGAAUAUCGCACCAAAUUAAUCAACUUCCUGCAGACGUCCACAUUCUACAGACCAGAGGAACUGCUUCCAAGAUUCAAAAUGACUGAAUAUUUUGAGGAACGGGCCAUCCUCCUCGGCAGACUUGGGAGACACGAGGUGGCUCUCGGCUUAUAUGUCAUUGUGUUAAAAGAUCCAAUUCUUGCUGAAGAGUACUGUAGAACAUAUUACAAAAAGGGAAAACCAGGAGAUAAAGAUGUAUACUACUACCUGUUGAAGGUGUACCUCGAACCCCCAGACCACUCGGUGCUGGGCCUGCCCGCCUUCAAGGAUGGGCAGAAACCAAAACCUAACAUAGAGGAGGCUUUACGAAUAAUGGAGGAACAUGCUGGAUGUAUUGAUACCACAAGGGCCCUUGAGUUGCUGCCGGCAGACACAAGGAUUGUGGACAUUCUUACAUUCCUGGAGAACGUACUCGAGCUAAAGGCCGCCACCAAAAACAAAAACAGGGUGCUUCGGAACAUGCUCUUCUCUGAGAGUUUACAUGUUCACGAGCAGCGGAUGUUUUAUGAGAAAGAGAAGGUUGUUAUAACAGAUCUCAAAAGCUGUAUGGUGUGCAAGAAACGCAUUGGAAACAGUUUCUUUGCACGCUACCCCAAUGGUGUGAUAGUCCAUUAUGGGUGCUGUAAGGACCCAAAAGUUCCUCCUGGAGAAGCUGUUUUAGACAUUCCAACUUCCAUGAAAUGAGCUACUCUCCAUUUUUUUUAUGUGCAAUGGAAUAUAACUUUAAUGUUUUAUAUUGUGUUCAGAAUUGAUCAGAGUGAAGAGAAUAGAAUUCGAAUGAGACAUGGCCGGCUUUAUUAUUCAUUUAAGAGAAGUUUUUAAAUAAACCAGGAGAGCAAUAUUCUUCUUGGAUGAUAGUUAAAGUGCUAAUUACAUAAAGACGCUGCUUUGUAAAAGGAAUAUUUUUCCAAGCUUUUCAUGUAUGACCUCAUGUCAAAAGUAAUUACGUGUCUACUAUAUCAAAAUAUUUAAUGAUGUUAUUUGAUGAUGGCGAGGUCUUUUCUGAUGUUCAUGGCGCACAAUAAAGGUUGAUGCCAAAAAUUGACUUUUAUAUAUUAAUGUAUAAUCAUGUUUCACUCAUUUGACUUAAAUGAAAAAAUAAACCUGAUUUAUGUACAGAUGAAAGAUAUUAGCCUUUAUCAAUGUUUUUUUUUUUUAAUUAAAGCUGCACUCUCACAUUUCAACCGUUUCGACAGCUUUUUUUAAAUUUUUUGUCACGGACUGAGCCCAUUUUUGCGUGAAUGUCUAGAUACCAGUCAUAUAAGACUGAUGACAAAAGAUCAGAUCACAGUUUUCAUAUUUACAUUCAAAAAAUGAUGUUGUAUGCCAACAUCUAAUUUUUCUUAGAGCAUGAGUAGGUAUCGCUAUUGGCCAUAAAAAAAAACAGAUUUUCGAAUGUAAAUAUGAAAAGUGUGAUCUGAUCUUUUGCCGGCCCUCUUAUAUCACUGUUUAUAUACAUUUACGCGAGAAUUGGCUUAUUCUAAAUGGUCAAUCUGUGAGAGGUGCAGCUUUAAUAGCGAUAUGGUCAGAAAUUCCUCAGUUAAAAAAGAGCCAAAUUUUCGUUUAUAUUUUUUUACUAUACCUAAAUCAUAUGCAUUUUAUGUAUUGAUUAGUUUAAUUGUGUGUCUUUAAUAGUGCUUUUAACAUAUCAGCAUUAAUAAAAAUACUUGUGUUUUCAGUAUAUAAAUACUGUAAGGAUUUCAUGUAAGCCCACAAGUGCACUUUGUGCUCUGGUUAAAUGAUUUAUUAAAAUCAUUAUUACGUCUGUUGUCUGUUUUGCAUCUUGUGCUAGGAAUGUAUUUUCUUACACCCUUGAGCUUUCAGUUUGGUCCGAAUUAAACUUAGUGUAAGAAAAAAAUGGAUAGUAGAUCAAACGAAAGGAAAAUGACAUCACACUUAAGUAAAUAUGUUUUUCUGUAAUAUACAUUUGAAAUAAAACAAGGACUGAAACAAUUGUCUUUAAAGCAAGUUUAAAUUCAAUUUCGAGCAGAUGCCAUGUAUAGUAAAAAUAAGAUCAAAUGUUUAAAAACAACAACACUGAAACAUAAAUGGAAUGAUAAGAAAGGAAAAUCUUGUCAGUCUAUUUGACUGUUGACUUAUUAUAUGUAAUCAGGUGUUAUUAAAGUCGCGUGAGCAAAAAAAGUUUAUCAUGGCCCUCUUGUUCCUUAUGCCAUUGUCAGCGCUUACAUUGUCACUUUUUUCGUUUUCAGGAAUAAUAUUUUGAUAUUAGACAUGUUUUGUUAGUUCAAUAUAAAACAUAAGAACUUUUUUAAUAUAGAAGUUUGUACUUUAUUGUUAAAUCAAUUCAAAUGUUGAAUGAUUUUUUCUUUUUUAAACUUUCUUUCAUCAUUCUUUUCAAACUUUUGUUGUAUAGAUGCUUAAUUCAGAUUUGUUUAAGAAUAUCUUAUAGCGUAUUUAUAGUGAUGUGUUUUGAAAUGAUCAAAAUACAAUUUAUGUAUGAUAUUGUGAUAUUGUGUUUGACAUAUGAAGCAUUCUUUGUGCCAAAGCAUUUAGCCUCAAAAGUUCAGGAAAAUAGUUAUUUAUUCAUGGUCCGGCAAACAAACAAAAGGGUAGUGCAGAAGCACACUUGAUUAAAUCCGUUAUAAAUGGUCUAGUGUUUGGUAGACUCUGGCUAUAGAUAAAUGCACAUUAUAUUGGGUGAUAGUCUUGGAGAUGUCGCAACAUAAAUUUAAAAAAAAAUCUCAAACUAUUUUAAUGAAACUUGAUACACUGGUUUCCAGUCACACUACAAAAUUGUGCAGCAAGGCCAUUAAAUCUGGCUGUAAUAGUUUUAUAACCCUGUUUGACUGGGGGUGUCGUUGUUUGUUCCACAGUGUUCUUGUUACAAAUUAUAACAGAUCAAAUUUAAAGCUAAAUCCUGCUAUGCUUCUUUUUGUAAAUUUUAACCAACAAGAAAACUUUAGGAUUUCUUUUCAUAAAUGUCCACUUUUAUUAUUUUUACCUUUUCGGUGUAUAUGCUUUUCUGUUCAAAGUAUAUUUUUUAAUCUUUAGUGAAUACAAUGAUCUUUUUGGUCACAAAAUGUGUAGAUAAGUUCAGGUGUAAUAUUAAUAAUCUAGGUAUCUAAUUAAUUUUGAGGUAAACUUAAAUGGUCUCAAUAGAUUUACUGAUGGCAUACAUGCAUUUCACCAUAAGUUGAAUGGGUGUAUUAAUAUUGGGUUUCGUGUACAAAAUAAAGAAUAAUUUCUGGGAUUAUUUAAAUUAUGUGUUACCUCGGUGUUAUGCCUUCUUCAACAAGCAGUGAGGGGAGUUUAGGCUGUAGAGAAAAGAACACAUUUAAUGUGCCAUUACCCACAACCUCGAACACUAGAAUAAGUAUGAACGUAUGUAAUUCAUUCAUUUGAUUUCCAUUUGGUGUAGUAUGCUUAUUCUAAUGUCCUUGUUGUUAUUGGUGCUGUUUUGUGUAUGGAAUGACUUGCAUUAUUUGUCAGUAUUGUUGCACAGGUAUACGAUGUACAAACAUGCCUUAUUGUACACACAUAAUUAAGAUGUGUAUUUUAAGUUGGUGCAUACACUUUCCAACGCCUUAUUUUGCCUUUUUUAUUUAUAUUUAAGCAACCUUUAAUUGUAUCAUUACAAUUGUUUUAUCUGUAUCUAUUGUAGUUUAUAAACAUGUAUAAUUAGUGUGUAUGUUUAUAAACAGUUGAAUUUGAUAAACAACAGAUAAUUAAUAAAAAUAAAAUCUG
Mya arenaria is the source of this 5779-nucleotide messenger RNA. RefSeq names its product vam6/Vps39-like protein. The transcript has 24 exons. Gene Ontology annotation, cellular component: cytoplasm; membrane. NCBI's taxonomy places the organism in Eukaryota, Metazoa, Mollusca, Bivalvia, Myida, Myidae. The coding region runs from base 83 to 2758 and encodes 891 amino acids. Gene Ontology annotation, biological process: intracellular protein transport; endosomal vesicle fusion; vesicle-mediated transport. The record is from RefSeq and is a predicted model, not a curated record.